CAAGGACAGGCACACUGCGCAGACAUGCACAUACACUUAUUCAGCACCAGCAUCAUCACCACCACCAACCACCACCACAAGCAAUAGCAACAAUUACAGUCACAGAAUGUCCGCCUCGGUCCCUGCAUCAGCAAUAGCCAAGACACCCGUGCCGACCCGCCCGGUCAGCACAUACCCGCCGCCCCUGUCCGGCAAGUACGCCAACCUGCCCCCGCUGCCCGAGGACAAGGCCCCCGACGGCAAGAGCUACGUCAACCCGCCCGCCGCCGACGGCAAGCCCAGCGAGGCGUACGGCAGGUUCACCGCGCCGCUCGACAAUGGCAUUCGCGGGGGAUUCGACGUGCACAUCUACCACGACCCUUCGGACGCAGAACAAGCCGCCUACGCACUGCAGCUAUGGGAGCGUAUCCGGCGAGAGUUCCCAGAGCUCCGAAUCUACCGCUUCUGGCAAGUCCCCAUCGGCCCGCACCCGCUGGCCAUGUUCGAGGUGAACCUGCACACGCCCGCCCACUUUGGCGCCUUUGUCCCCUGGCUCGCCAUCUGGCGAGGCCCCCUGUCGGCUCUGGUCCAUCCCAACACCCUGCCGCAUAGUGCUCCCGGCGGGGAGGCCGAGGCCGAGGCUGAGGAUGAGGGCCGCCGCGAGCUCAGGAACCAUACCGAGCGGGCGAUGUGGAUGGGCGAGAGGCUCGAGCUGUCUACGGCCAUCUUUGACAAAAUGUCGGAGGCGGCGGCGGCGGCGAGGCAGAAGAAGGACGGACAAGAGUGAGGAAAUUGCUGCUGCAGCUGCUGCUUUUUAUAUCGGAAAAAGGAGAGGCGGUGGUCAGGGUGGCGGCGACUGGCCUUGUCAGACAGUGUUUUGCAUUGUGCCGUUGACCUGAUAUCAGACCCGCACGUCCUUUGUGACAGAGUGCACUCGAAGUUACCGAUAUUGUAAGAGUCGCUUGUCCAAGGAAGAGGAUUAAAGAGCGCAUCACUCACCUGUCGACGUCCCUAAUUAUACAGACCUUGCAGCAAGCUCGAGAAAAGUGUAGAGACAACAAUGCCGUCGAUUUUUCUAGGGUGUGUAUAAGGAGAGUUAUAUACAAAAGAUGCAUAUAAUCAUGUGCAAGAAGAGAAAACA
Molecule: messenger RNA, 1120 nt
Organism: Microdochium trichocladiopsis
Lineage: Eukaryota; Fungi; Ascomycota; Sordariomycetes; Xylariales; Microdochiaceae
Product: DOPA-like domain-containing protein
Exons: 3
Coding region: 107-766 (219 amino acids)
Source: RefSeq, a predicted model, not a curated record